Molecule: messenger RNA, 816 nt
Organism: Paecilomyces variotii
Lineage: Eukaryota; Fungi; Ascomycota; Eurotiomycetes; Eurotiales; Thermoascaceae
Exons: 2
Coding region: 177-716 (179 amino acids)
Source: RefSeq, a predicted model, not a curated record
CCCGAACAGGAUCCAUUCUUUCCAGUCCCCGUGGGAUCUGUCGAGUCUUUGCUGUGAUUCUGCCGACAUACAGCCAUUGAUAAACGUCUAUUUCCGGCAACAUUCCGCACGACAACAGCAUCCCCGCGUCGCGAUUGAUAAAUCCUUGAGCUAUUACCGAUCAUCCUGUGAAAGUGAUGGACGCUCUCCGGACUCUGGUUACCCGCGAUGACGGUAACAACAACGAGGAGGGACUCACCCCGACUAUGGUCAACCUGUUGAUCUCUCUGCUGGUCUUGAUACUGUUCGGACUCUCGCUCGUGGGGGCCCUCUUAGUCCUCCGUCGCAAGCGCCAGAACCGCUCCCGAUCAGAGCUCCCCAUCCACAACGGACAGUGCAAGUCCAACCCCCGUUACACCAUUACGUCCAAUGGCAAGACGGAGUCGGUCUUCGUCUACGACGAGAAGCGCAAUCUUAUAGAGAACUCCUCCAGCCCUCCCAGCAGCCCCGUGCCUGAGAUCCGCAUCACGUUCCCCGAAGAGGAGGAUGAGGCCGGAAAGCGCAAGUCCGGACGGGUAGUCGUCGUUCGAAUCAGCGAGACCGGCGGCGUGGGCUUGGAACCCUGCCAUGAAGACCUCCCGCCUUAUCAGUCCAAUGACGCUGAGCGUUUCCAGUCCCUGGAUCUGGAACGCAUGGGCGGGCUGAAGGAGAAGCAAGAUGCGAAGAGAUGGUCCUAGAGAAAUCAAUCCGUGUGGUUACCCCAAUCAGAUGGAUCGUUUUCGUUUUGCAUUCCUCUUUUCCAAUUCGAUUUCCUCCGUCCUCGAUAGAAUACCACCA